AUGGUGUGUUGGAAUUGUAGGGGAGUAUCAAGUCCUGAUACCACCUCUAGAAUCUUAUAUCUUCUGAAGAAGCUCAAACCGGCCAUCUUUUGCCUAGUAGAAACCAGAGCUAAUGACAACCGUCUCCAAAGAUUUUGUUCUAAAAUCAAAGAUCCGUGGAAAUGGGUGGCGGUGCUCGCAGAAGGGUUCUCUGGAGGCAUCAUCAUUAUUUGGAACAAAAAUAUUGGGGUGGUCACCCCACUGGUAAGUUCCAGGUAUGCCCUGCACUUAGUAGUUACUGCUAGCAACUCUAACAGCUGGAUUCUCUCAACUAUCUACAACUCUAAUGUCAUCCAUAACCAACGUCUUCUCUGGAAGGAGCUCUCUGGUAUGAAUUCCUUAAAUUUACCUUGGGUUAUCAUGGGUGAUUUCAAUUCGAUUAUUUCAAAAGAGGAGCAUCGGGGUGGCUCUAAUUAUUACUAUAGUAGAAAGGCCUCUGUUUUUGCUGAAUUUAUUGCCUCUAAUAACUUGUUGGAUGUUAACUUUGUUGGUUCUUCUUAUACUUGGUGCAAUAAUCAACAGGGUCUUGCUAGGGGUUGGGCCCGAUUGGAUCUAUGCCUGGUGAAUCCGUUGUGGUCUAACAGUUUUGAUUCUUGUCUCGUUCGCCAUCUUCCUAGGUUCCUUUCGGAUCACUCGCCCCUUCUUAUGACUUUGGUUCCCAGGAAUGUUGGUAAAAAGAAAAUUUUUAGGUUUGAAAACUUCUGGUUGGAGUACUUGGGUUGUCAUGUGAGUGUUAGAAAGGCUUGGAAUUUUGUGCCUCAUUCUAAUCCUAUGCAGGGAGUAUCUCAUCUUCUAUCUCGUACCAGAGACUUUCUGUUGGAUUGGAAGAAUAAAGGUCUUCACCCAAUUGAGGUAGGUAUCGAGAAACUAGAGAAAUCCAUCAUGGAAGCUGAGGGUAAGGAUGGAUCAGAUCUUUGGAAUGAUCCGGACAGAAGGCAGGAACAUGAGAUUGCACCGGUCCUUCCGGAUGAUCUCCCAAAGAUAACUGAGAUUGAAGGCGAGGAACUGAUCAGAGAAGUAACAAAAAAAAAAGUGUUUGAGGCACUGCAAUCUUUACCGGCUGGUAAGAGCCCUGGUGCAGACGGUUUUAAAGUAGGGUUCUAUUGUUUUUACUGGACUGAGAUUGGAGAUGCUCUUUUCUCAGCUAUAAGAACUCCCUUUGAUAACAUUCUAACUCUUCAAGAAGUGGCCCAUUCUAUUGACAAUGAUGCUUCCCCCCUUAGGAUGUUGAUUAAGCUUGACAUUGCUAAGGCUUAUGAUACGCUGAGUUGGUCUGCAAUUCUUGCUACUUUGUUCAAAAUGGGGUUCCUUCGUAGAUGGAUUAGCUGGAUUAAGACGUGUAUUUGUAAUGUCUCUUAUGCCUUGUUGAUCAACAAAACUCAUACUUCUUGGUUUACUGCUAGUAGAGGCAUUAGACAGGGAGAUCCUCUUUCCCCCUACUUAUUUAUACUUGUUGCUCAAAACUUGACUACUAUGCUUAAUUAUGCUCUAAGUAUCAAUGCCUUCAACCACUUGAUGUAUGCGGAUAACAUUAUUCUUGUCUCGAAUGCUUCUAGAAAGUCUGCUAGGAACAUUAAGAGUUGUCUUGUUUUUUAUGGCAAUUUGACGGGGCAAAGAGUUAAUAAUUUGAAAUAA
Messenger RNA from Dioscorea cayenensis subsp. rotundata (Guinea yam), 1674 nucleotides. RefSeq lists its product as uncharacterized. NCBI's taxonomy places the organism in Eukaryota, Viridiplantae, Streptophyta, Magnoliopsida, Dioscoreales, Dioscoreaceae. The transcript is spliced from 3 exons. The coding region runs from base 1 to 1674 and encodes 557 amino acids. The record is from RefSeq and is a predicted model, not a curated record. Gene Ontology annotation, molecular function: catalytic activity.